This is a messenger RNA of Lasiodiplodia theobromae, 1170 nucleotides long. RefSeq names its product Thioesterase/thiol ester dehydrase-isomerase. The transcript has 3 exons. Gene Ontology annotation, cellular component: peroxisomal matrix. Gene Ontology annotation, molecular function: fatty acyl-CoA hydrolase activity. The coding region runs from base 1 to 1170 and encodes 389 amino acids. The record is from RefSeq and is a predicted model, not a curated record. Lineage: Eukaryota; Fungi; Ascomycota; Dothideomycetes; Botryosphaeriales; Botryosphaeriaceae. Gene Ontology annotation, biological process: fatty acid catabolic process; acyl-CoA metabolic process.
AUGCCAGAACCUCUAAUCCCGUUGGAUCCGGAUGGGAAAGACUUUGCAGAAUUGAUGGCAGUGAAGAGGCUCGAUGAGAACACAUUCAGGUCAAUCGCGAAGCCAUGUCCUAACGUUACCAAACCUAUCAACGGAACAAUGCACCACACAACGUUCGGAGGCCACGUUUACGCCCAGUCCGCAUGGGCUGCUGCGCAGACGGUCGGGGAAGGAUUUCUAAUUCAUAAUACAUCGGGGUACUUCAUCGGCCCCGGCUUCAGUGCAUUCCCAUUCAUCUACAAAAUUCUUCGCAUUCGGGACGGAAAGUACUUUGCAGCCCGCUCAGUCACCGUCACGCAACCAAGCUCGCCAUUCCCUGACAGCAUCGUCUUCACCGCCCUCAUAUCCUUCAAGGUUCCCGAGAGUUUGGCCUCCAAACUGCUUUCCUACCAAAACACAUCGCACCCGCCCCCACUCACCAGCUUCGCCGACAUCCUGAGCGCCACUCACCCGCGCGACCUCCCUGUCAAGAAGUACAACGAUCUGGCGUCUGUCAUCCUCGAGAACAGCAUGCAGCCGUGCCGCAGCCCCAGCAUGUCCGGUAUAUGGUGGGCGCAACUACCGUACACGCACCGCGAGACUCUUGGCGCGCCGGCAGCCGAGCACUGGGACCCCCGGCCGGCAGCGCGGCGGUCGGCCAACCCGUACACGGUGAGUGGCAACGUCUCGCUGGGCGGGGCCAACUCGACAGCGCGGUCGAUCAACCUGUCCAUCUGCGUGCACAUCUUCGCGAGCGACCGCGAGUCGCUCUUCUUCGCUUCUCGCCAUCUGGGGGUGCACGCCCGCGUGUUGACUCCGGCGGCUGCCAUCACGAGUCUGAGCCACACCGUCGUGCUGCAUGAGGUCGGCGACGCCGUGACUUUUCCUGACGCCGUCGUUGCUGGCACACGGAGGAAGGAGAAGGAGAGACGGUUUUGCCAAGAGGUAUUCACGGAUCGAUGGGCGGAUGGUCGAGUCUUGGUCCACGGGAAGAUUUACGACGUUGAUACUGGAGUGCACGUCGCAACCACAAUGCAGGAAGGUAUCUUAAAGCCAGAUCUCAAGUAUGACAACGAGGGAGUGGAGACAUUGAGAAACGCGUUGUUGACGGGUGCAGUAUCAAGAAGGCCGAGAGGUAUUUCGAAGAUGUAG